Aplysia californica (California sea hare) is the source of this 2012-nucleotide messenger RNA. RefSeq names its product UBX domain-containing protein 8. Lineage: Eukaryota; Metazoa; Mollusca; Gastropoda; Aplysiida; Aplysiidae. The coding region runs from base 157 to 918 and encodes 253 amino acids. Gene Ontology annotation, cellular component: endoplasmic reticulum. The record is from RefSeq and is a predicted model, not a curated record. Gene Ontology annotation, molecular function: ubiquitin binding. The transcript has 7 exons.
GACUCAUGUCAUAGUUCACAAACCUAAGCUGUCAACCGAAUCCCACCCUAGGCUGGGCCCUAUCAUUCUUUGCUUCCGUGUCUCCAAUUUUGUAAACACAGCAGAACCACAACGGGAAGAUCACAGAACGUUAUCUUUGAUAACCUUGCUCCCCCCAUGGACGUUGCAAUUCUGAAAGUCUCCUUGCAAGGUCUGUUUGUUGUAGUAGUGACAGUGCUACUUCUGAACUGGUUGGCUUCAAAACUUAACAAGGUCUUUUCAAAAUGGAACAACACAGGGGAUCAGGAAACCAUUCCUGACUAUACAAAUGUAGUAGAGAGAUACAGACAAGAAAAGGAGGAUAUUGUGGAGAGGCUGCAGAAAAAGCAAGAUGAAAAGGCUCAAGAUUAUAUGGACAGAGUACUUAUUCCAAGAGAAGAAGAAAAGCGAAAAAGAAAGAUAGAGAAAUGUGAGCGGUUUUCUGGUCCAGCGUGGAAAGGUGAAGGUUAUGCUUUGGGGGGAAAUGAGUCCGAGUCCAGCGGAGAUGAUAAUGAGCACAUGAUGUCUCCAGGUCAGAGAGCAGCAAGGAAAAGAAUUGUGCAGGAAUGUAUCAAUCAGAGGGUCGCUGCUGCUGCUAGCAAACCCAAAGAACCUGUAGCAAGAAGGGUGAUAAAACUUCCAGAAGAGCCCGAGGGAACUGGCUGUAAUGUUGUGACUAUCAUACUCAGAACUCCAGUUGGAACAACUUGCCAACGAAAAUUUUUCCUUGAAAACCAAGUACAGAAUGUUCUAGACUUCAUCACCACUCAGGGGUUCAGUCAGAAUGUUUACACCAUUGCCAUGUCAUAUCCAAGAGUUUUACUGAAUGACCCCAGUGCCCAGUUGUCGACUUUGAAUUUAGGUCAGAGAGUUUUGUUGAAUAUUGAAGAAAGAGACUAAAUACUGUAUCGGUCCUGAUUUUGGCGAAUUUUAUGUGAUAUGAUGUGUACCAAUUGUUUGUUUAGUAUUUUACUACUACUUUGCUCACUGUUGCCCACAUGAAAAAUUGUGGCUUGAGAAGACAGAAGGAUAAAGAAGAGUUGAGGAAAGGAAAAAAUCCCAUGGGUGUAUGUGCGUGCAUCUGUUUGUACACCUGUGUGUACUUGCUUGUGUUCUGUAGAAGUGAGUGUUUGUGUGGGUGUAUGUGUGUACUUGUAUUUGUGCUACUUCUCACAUGUCUCUCUUGUGCUGUUCCUGUUGUACCUGGGUUAAACACUUCAGCUGCCUUGUCUCUCUCUUUCACCUCAGUGUUACUUAAAAUGUCCAAAACUUCUUGCUUCUUGAUAAGAGUUACACUGCUGAAAGAGCAGAAGGCAAUGAGAAUUUUGAUUUUAAGAAUUGAUUCAUUUGAAUGUUUUGUUACAAAUUAUCAAAUUAUUUUAUAAUGAAAUGCAAAAAAUGCGUGCCAUUUUUCUGUGAUCUUACUCUGGUUAUGAUUUUUUGUUGUUGUUUAAAAAAAAAAUGAGCAUAACACUUCAAAAUGGUAUUAUUAUGUGUAUUUGUUGGAAAUAUACAAUAGUUUGUUUCAGUUAACUUCUCUAUACUUACGUAGUUAGUUUAAAAAGCGAAGAGCAAAAUUAUAAAAAUGUUACCCUGGUAAUUAAGCACAGUUUUCAAAAUCGUAUUAUAUUGCUUCUUCUUUCGUAUCAAACGUCUAUCUUCCAUAUCUCCCCUCCUUUUUUUAUGUUUGUUACUCUCUUGUAACACCUCGAAUCUUCGGCACUUUUAUGACCUUACUGUGUUGCAAGUGCCGUAAAACUCUUACUAAAACAAUAUGUGACUUCUCACAUAUUGGGGGGCUGGACCUCAACCUUGCUUUUUAGUUGAUUACUGUUAUAUACUGUUGGAUAUAAUAAGGAUAUAAUAGAGAUCCAUUGAAGUUCAAACUGUUUUGUGUUUAAAAUGUUCCUAACACUUACACUUAGUUGUUUACUCUUUGGAACCCCUGCUGUCAAGCUAUGUGGCCAUAAUAAAGUAUUAUUAUUGUCAGCUCA